Molecule: messenger RNA, 3023 nt
Organism: Cyprinodon tularosa
Lineage: Eukaryota; Metazoa; Chordata; Actinopteri; Cyprinodontiformes; Cyprinodontidae
Product: neuronal migration protein doublecortin-like
Exons: 7
Coding region: 213-1262 (349 amino acids)
Biological process (GO): photoreceptor cell development; retina development in camera-type eye; intracellular signal transduction
Cellular component (GO): axoneme
Source: RefSeq, a predicted model, not a curated record
AGUGGCUGUUCCGGGGAGGCUCGGCUCUCAGACUGAAGCAGACAAAGGCAGGAGGAGAGACGGCGUGCCGCUAUCCUGCUGCAUAGACUCACAUCCAGCUCCCCUCCCUCUCUCACUCUCACACCCUUCCUCCCUUCUUCACUCCGGCUGCAGCGCAGGGUCUCCAGAACUGAUCCACUAACAUCACAUCCUUCACAACCACCACAGCCACCAUGGAGCUGGACUUUGGGCAUUUUGACGAGAGGGACAAGACGUCCCGUAACCCACGGAGCGGACGGAUGAACGGACUGCCCAGCCCCACGCACAGCGCCCACUGCAGUUUUUACCGUACGCGCACCUUACAGGCACUCACCAAUGAGAAGAAGGCCAAAAAGGUGCGCUUCUACCGUAACGGGGACCGAUACUUCAAGGGCAUUGUGUACGCCGUGGCCAACGACAGGUUUCGCACCUUCGAUUCCCUCCUGGCUGACCUCACACGCUCCCUCUCUGACCACAUCAAUUUGCCCCAGGGAGUCCGCUUUAUCUUCACCAUUGACGGAUCACGAAAAAUCACAUCUUUGGACGAGCUGGAGGAAGGGGAAAGCUAUGUUUGUGCAUCAGAGAACUUCUACAAGAAAGUCGAUUACACAAAGAACGUCAAUCCCAACUGGUCUGUGAACGUGAAGGCCUCUGCGAGCCAGAAGAACAUGCAGUCUUUGGCUGCCAAGGCUGCCGGCGAGUCCAGAGAGGGCAAAGACUUUAUCCGACCCAAACUCGUCACUGUGAUGCGCAGCGGCGUAAAGCCUCGCAAAGCCGUCCGCGUCCUGCUCAACAAGAAGACGGCACACUCCUUCGAGCAGGUGCUCACCGACAUUACGGAGGCCAUCAAGUUGGAGAGUGGAGCGGUCAAGAGGAUCUACACGCUCGACGGCAAGCAGGUUACCUGCCUUCAAGACUUCUUUGGUGAUGACGAUGUCUUCAUCGCCUGUGGACCAGAGAAAUUUCGCUAUGCACAGGACGACUUCUCACUGGAUGAGAAUGAAUGCAGGCUGAUGAAGGGAGCCAAAGCCCAGCGUGGUUCGGUAAAGAGUCCCGGUCCAAUCAAACGCUGCAAGUCGCCUGCUGAUUCGACCAACGGGACCGGCUCCAGCAGCCAAAUCUCCACCCCGAUAUCCAAGCAUUCCCCCACCUCCACCCCCACCAGUCCAGGCUUGAACAAGCAGAAGGACCUCUACCUGCCCUUAUCUCUGGAAGAUGAGGACUCCCUCGGCGAGUCGAUGUAGACUUUCUUCCUGCAGCCAGCCUUUCUGGUUGGCCUGAAACACAGAAGUUUUAUACAUCUGCUGCUUUCAUCCUUUGCUCACAGUGCCACCUGUCGAGGAGAACCACUCUGUCUCUCUUUAUUUUUUUAGGGCCUUUGACACCAUUUGCUGCUUAAGAAUAACAAGCUGUUGUCAAAUUCAGUCUAAUCAGCUCAGUUCAGACACCAUAAAUCCACUUGUUUGCUGUUCUGAAUGCAGAGUUUUCCACGUCUCUAAGGGGGGUACUUUUCAUUUCAACUUAGAUGUCCAAACAGCAAAUGGGAAAUACUCAACAUUUUGAUCCACUUUACAUUUUUGUGACAGUCUUUCCGUCCAAUAGUUGAAGGUGUGAAUGUUCAUGGUUCCAUGUCGGAGGAGGGUCUGUUUGGCCGGAUUAGGGCCUUUUCAAACCUGCUGUAAAUACUGUGUACAGCCAUCCAUCCACCAUAACCUCUCUGCUCAGUGUCCGUUUGCUGUGCUUCCAUCAUCUUACGAUGUCUAACCUUCGCUCAACAUUUAACAGGGUCACAGGGUCAAAGUUGAAGAAAAAUCAAACAGUGAUUGUGAUGGUAGUUGAGAUGCAGCUGCUGCUUUUAAAUGAUUGAAAGUUAAAAGAAAUGUAUAAUUUCCGGCCUUAUAUUAUGUAAUAAAAAUGAUCAACAUUCAAGCUGAAUAGAGAGAAAAAAAAGAAGUGAAGGCAGCGGAUCCCACUCCUCCUGAUGUUGGUGUUUCAUCUACUUUGACUCCUCACAUAAACAGUAGGCUAUAAGCUGUUCCUACCCUCUAUGUUUUCCACAAGAUGCAGUGCAUGAUGUUGACUUGUAUGAAACUUUUUAUGUUGAGCUGUUUUAUUGAAGGACCUUAUGGUACAUAAAAAACAACCAAAGCCGAAUCUAAUGGGCCCAGAAUCCAGUUUUAUUUUAACCUUUCCUAGUUGAUUGAUUCCCUUUAGACCAGUUUCUCACAUCUGCUUUUUGAUCUGAUGUGAACAAUAAAGGUGCCAGGCAAACAUAUUAAUCACAAUUCAUUUUUUUCUCUCACUUUUUUAAUCCCCUUAGUGCAAGAACCUACAGUAAAAACUUUGGAGAUGGCAUCUGUGAAUGUCAGUCACUGGCUCAUUCAUCAAAAUGCUUUAAAUACUUCGGAAGGUGAACCACUGCUCUGUCUGAAAUCUUUUACAAUCUCUAACAUGAUUCCUUCUCUUAUUGCCCAGUCUCAACAACAUCCACCUUCCCACCAGCUCUGACAUGCUUGAAGCAAAGCUUCACCACAGCAUAAUUCUGCCAUCACAGUGUUUCGUGGCGGGUUUUGGAUUUAGAGGGACGUGCAGUUUUAUUGCUCCGAGGGCAUUCAUAGAGGAGCUACAUUAAUAUUGAGAUUACAUUAAAACAGCUAAGCUUUAGUUUAGCAUUACAGCUACUGCCGGAGAGAAUUGGUUACUCUGGCUUUUAUUUUGUGGCAUCAGGGUAAAAUGGUGCUGAAAACACAGGCACAAAUUUCUCUUUAGAAUCUAAAUUGUUAAAAAGUUGAAAACUAUCUACCUUAUUCCACUUUACAAAUCUGCUGUCCAACUUUAUUGGUAAAAAGCACAAGAUUCCAAUUUUGUGGUUAUGUGACAGAUUGUGGAAAAGUUUCAAGCAGCGUGAAUCCUUUUUCUGUGCACCACAGCCGGUGGGGAAAAAAGCCUCAAAGCCAAAGUGUUGUUUUGACCAAUAAAUUAAAUGUAAUAUUUUUUUUUUUUUU